AUGUAUAAAUGCAUGAAUGUUAAUCGUUUUCAUUUCAUUGAAGGUGAUACUGAUUCAUCUUAUUGGGCAAUCGCUGGCGACCCAAAUCUUCCUAACACUCAAGCAUUUCAAGCAAUUGUUACUGAUAAACAAUUUUAUGAUAAAAACAUUUUCAAAUUCGCACCAUUUGAUUUCUUCUGUUUUGAUGAGAAAUUUAAACCUAAAUUAAAGAAUAAAGCUGAAGAAAAAGCACAUGAGAAGAAGUUAUUGGGUUUAGCAAUUGAGAAACAAGGGGAUAACAUGGUGGCGUUAUGCCCUAAGUGUUAUACAUCAUUCAACGGUUCAAUUGAUGGAAGUGAUUUUAAAAAGAUUGCACAAAAAAUGAAAGGUGUUAGUUUAAGGCAAAAUAAGCAAUUAACACCUAAAAAUUAUUUGGAUAUAAUAAAUGAUAAAUUGAUAUUUGAUGGUCAGAAUAUUAAUUUACAACUUAAAAAUGGGUCAAUGACUCGCUUAACAAUCGGUAAGACUGCAUUAACAGGAGCACACACUAAGGCUGUAUGUUGUGAAAAUGGAUGUUGUAUGCCAUUUAUUUAA
Messenger RNA from Trichomonas vaginalis G3, 573 nucleotides. RefSeq names its product DNA/RNA polymerase superfamily. The record is from RefSeq and is a predicted model, not a curated record. The coding region runs from base 1 to 573 and encodes 190 amino acids. Lineage: Eukaryota; Parabasalia; Trichomonadida; Trichomonadidae. The transcript has a single exon.